UACAGCCAAGAACCGGUUUGGAUUUGCAGAACCGUGUUGCCAAACAAGGCUUCAGGUUGAUUGGGAACAAACGUGAAGACUUAAAGAGGCCGCAAUAAAGGAAGCUCCAAAUGGCCGAUCUUUUGUCCCUACAACUGACACUUCCAUCGCCUUCAGUUCCAUUUACUGCUUCGAAGCACAAAAUGUCAACCAAAUCCAUGGCUGCUUCUGUUUUUGGAUGCGCCGCCACUGCCGCCGCCUCCUCCUCCUCCGCCUCAUCAACCACUCGUUUCCUCUCCUCAGCCGCCAGAGCUACACUAUCUUUCUCUUCACGUUCAUCAUCACUCCUUUCUCUCUCCUCGUCUUCGUCGUCUCUCAAGUCUCUCAGAUCGUCUCCUUCCAUUUCUCAUCUUUUUCUGAAUCAGGGGAGACCGAGUUCUCGUGUAUCCAACAGAGGAUUCAGUGCGGCGUCUAAUCCGAAAUGCCUGGCAUCGGAUCCUGAGCAGUUGAAGAAUGCUAGAGAAGAUAUCAAGCAGCUCCUGAAGACCACAUUCUGCCAUCCUAUUUUGGUACGCCUAGGUUGGCAUGAUGCUGGAACUUACAAUAAAGAUAUUGAGGAUUGGCCACAGAGAGGUGGAGCGAAUGGAAGUUUAAGAUUUGAUGUUGAACUGGGACAUGGUGCUAAUGCUGGUCUUGUUAAUGCCUUGAAACUCAUUGAGCCUAUCAAAAAGAAGUAUUCUAACGUGACAUAUGCAGACCUAUUUCAGUUGGCUAGUGCUACAGCUAUCGAGGAGGCUGGGGGACCCAAAAUCCCCAUGAAGUAUGGAAGGGUGGAUGUUGUGGGGCCAGAGCAAUGCCCUGAAGAGGGAAGGCUUCCUGAUGCUGGUCCUCCGUCACCUGCUGCACAUCUACGAGACGUUUUCUACAGAAUGGGGUUGAAUGACAAGGAAAUAGUUGCAUUAUCCGGGGCACACACCUUAGGGAGAUCUAGGCCAGAACGCAGUGGUUGGGGCAAGCCAGAGACCAAAUAUACGAAAGAUGGACCUGGUGCACCCGGUGGGCAAUCCUGGACUGCACAAUGGUUGAAGUUUGACAACUCGUAUUUUAAGGAUAUCAAAGAAAGGACAGAUCAAGAAUUACUGGUGUUGCCAACUGAUGCUGUUCUCUUUGAAGAUCCAUCAUUCAAGGUAUAUGCUGAAAAAUAUGUUGAAGACCAAGAAGCAUUCUUCAAAGACUAUGCGGAAGCCCAUGCUAAACUCAGCAACCUUGGUGCUAAAUUUGACCCUCCAGAGGGUAUUGUGAUUGAUGAUGCAUCUUCGACACCUGCAUGAGAGAAGUUGGAUGCUGCCAAAUACUCGCAUGGCAAGGUCUUAAAUGAAGUAGAAUGAAAUAAAAUUCAACAGUACUGCAUAUUUGAAUUGCAGAGAGAGAGAGCUAUCAGACACAAUGAAGCAGAAGAUUCGGGCAGAAUACGAAGCUUUUGGUGCAAGUCCAGAUAAGCCUUUAUCAACGAACUUCUUUCUUAAUAUCAUUGUUGUGAUUGCUGUUUUGGCAAUUUUAACAUCCCUGCUUGGAAAAUAAUUUGAGUUUUUUAAUCUAUUUUCGAAAUGGUCUGUUUCUCAACAAAAUUUCUUAUGAUUUCACGAUUUAUUUCUUCUAGUUA
Cucurbita pepo subsp. pepo (vegetable marrow) is the source of this 1642-nucleotide messenger RNA. RefSeq names its product putative L-ascorbate peroxidase 6, chloroplastic/mitochondrial. Gene Ontology annotation, molecular function: heme binding; peroxidase activity. Gene Ontology annotation, biological process: cellular response to oxidative stress; hydrogen peroxide catabolic process; response to reactive oxygen species. NCBI's taxonomy places the organism in Eukaryota, Viridiplantae, Streptophyta, Magnoliopsida, Cucurbitales, Cucurbitaceae. The record is from RefSeq and is a predicted model, not a curated record.